UUAUAUGCGAGCACAUGGCACUCAAGCCCCGCCAGCUGUCAAACCCGCACUGCCUCCCCGACGGCCGACCUCUGCGAUCGUGCCCUGAAAAACAGCCGACUGUCAACCACCAUUCGUCAACAAGAUAGGGAUUUUCUGCACUUGUCGUCUGAUCGGACGCAGAACAAGCCCAGGGAAGUCACGGUUUCCCGCCACUAGGAGAGGUCUCUACCAUUCUGACAAGCGAGACGAGGAAGGCAUGAAAGCACGCCGCGCGUCCCGUGAAAACAAAGCCAUGAAAUACCGCGAAAGGUUCUACGGAGAGGACGAGGAGGUGUUCUCUGGGAGUCGGCGCCAGCGGCACUCCGACAGCACUCGGAAACGCCGAGGAAACCUCCCGAAAGAAGCUGUGCAGAUCCUCCGGGCUUGGCUGUACGACCACCGCUACAACGCCUACCCCACAGACGCAGAGAAGUUGGAUUUGGCUCGAGAAGCUGGUCUCACUGUGUUGCAGGUUUGUAAUUGGUUCAUCAACGCUAGGCGGCGUAUCCUCCCGGACAUGAUCCGCCGGGAUGGCGCCGAUCCAAGCGAGUUCACCAUCUCCCGCCGCACCAGCGCCAAACGACAGGGCAGUUACGCCGACACGUCCUCGGAGGACGGCCGGUCCAGCCCCGAGACGUCUCCCGAGACGCCGCCUUACCCGACGUGGAUGCAGGAGAUGCUGGAGGGAAAGAUGAAGCAGUACAAGUCAGAGGACGACCUGCCGGGAAGCAUGACGCCACCGGACUCUCCACAUCACCAGCCUCACCCACUGUCACGUGCUGACGACAACUCCAACUGCAGGGAAGGAUUGCACGAGGCUCUGGUCAGCAGGCUGGCCGAGAAACUGAGGAGACAAGACCGCUGGAUCCACGCGCAGCACGAAGCACCCAUCCUGUCGUCCCAAAUACCCGUCAGCAGGCUGCCAUCCAGCGCCACUCCUCCAGCAUCCCUCAGCCUACGUCAUCACGACGUCAUCCGAGCGGACUGUACCACACAGACGUCACCGGUGGAUCUGACGACACAGAGAAAAGAAGUCUGCACUUCUUGUAUGCUGGGAGGGAAGUGUCCAACACACGCCCAGCCUGUGGGACAGACGCCGCCACCGACACCCCCCGGGGAAGAGGACGACAUGUUCGGCUGCCUGCGCCUUCUCGUAGACGUGGCUGUGAGUCAGAUUCAAGACCAUCCUGCGAACAAGAACACUUCCGCACCCUUUCGCAUCACCACCUAGUGCAGGGCAGAAAAGUGCAGGACAGUUGCAAUGGGCUAAGAUACGUUCCCGCCAAAAACUCCACGAAAGUUGCAAGUUACAAACAAAAAACAAGUUCCAAAGUUGCCACGUCGACUUGGCGGGGUCGUAAACAAUGUAGCCCGACGAAAAACCCUCGCACCUUGGGACCAAAUAAAGAGCAUGUGACCAUGCGCAGCUUGGAAACUGGCCAGUCCUGCCCCGCUCAGUAUACACGGCAUCCGGGGAGCGGCCGGGUCAACCACCGGAUCGAGCACUGAGUCAAUAAGCAAGUCUCAGACGGGGUCCAGAGGUUACUCCAACAGUCCAGUAGUUUAACAAAACAUCUCUUAAUUGUUUAACCGUUGUCUGUGUUCUUUACACUAAGUGUAUAUGUUAUCAAUGGCUACUCGGUUUUCUAAGCGGACUAUUUUUUCAUGUUUAUAAUGUGUUCAUUUAUAGCAGUGCUUAAAUGACAAUCGACGCUGUUGUAAAUUUUUACAGACUGUACAAAUGUUUUCUCUCACCCUGACUUUUAAAAAAUGUGAAAUUCUAAUGAAAUUUAGAGCGGGGUGUAUUAUUAAUAUUAGCGAUUUUGUCUUGUGUAAAUAUCUUGCCCCAGUUAAGAAUACGUGGGUUUUUCCGCAAGUAGACGUGUACGUACGUGGUGAAAAUACACUUCAAAAACACAUGCAUUUGACAGCUCCAUGUUUGAACAUUGUAUCAAGGUCUGUUGACACACCUAAUCGCCCUCCCCCUAGCGUCUAGGUGUGCACUCUUUUGAUGUUUGCCGUUCUACUUUCGUACGGCUCUGUUUGCACAUUUCACUCGCGUUAGACUGGCGACAGUUUCUUCUCGUAAACAGUACACGACAGGUGAUAGCCGACCAGGUAGCACACAUGGUAAGAACAAAAGAACAAAACCCUUGUACAAAACGUAGGUUCCCCUAAUAUACACGGCAAUACUUUGUAUGAAUUGCGAUAUGGUACGAAAAGAUUCAAAUGUAAGUAAAAGAAUUCUUGCUUUGUGAAUUUCUGCAACUGUUUGCAUGGUCAAAUGGCACCUUGUGUCAACAAAUGUUGAUCAAUUGUGUAUAUGUUCCAGACGAUUGGAAUUUGUGUAGACAAUGUUUUUUGGAUUGCUUUCAGAAAUAAAGAUUGAGAGAAAUAUA
This is a messenger RNA of Branchiostoma belcheri (Belcher's lancelet), 2420 nucleotides long. Its product is annotated as homeobox protein TGIF2LX-like. The record is from RefSeq and is a predicted model, not a curated record. Gene Ontology annotation, molecular function: RNA polymerase II cis-regulatory region sequence-specific DNA binding; DNA-binding transcription factor activity, RNA polymerase II-specific. Lineage: Eukaryota; Metazoa; Chordata; Leptocardii; Amphioxiformes; Branchiostomatidae. Gene Ontology annotation, biological process: regulation of transcription by RNA polymerase II.